Molecule: messenger RNA, 1228 nt
Organism: Carassius auratus (goldfish)
Lineage: Eukaryota; Metazoa; Chordata; Actinopteri; Cypriniformes; Cyprinidae
Gene: eif4e2rs1
Product: eukaryotic translation initiation factor 4E family member 2 related sequence 1
Exons: 7
Coding region: 190-843 (217 amino acids)
Biological process (GO): translational initiation
Cellular component (GO): eukaryotic translation initiation factor 4F complex; cytoplasm
Molecular function (GO): RNA 7-methylguanosine cap binding; translation initiation factor activity
Source: RefSeq, a predicted model, not a curated record
UGUUAGUUUCGCGCAUGCGCAGUGAGAGCGCUCGCUUCAGGGUAGCAUGCAGUUCAGUGUGUUAUCUGCUCUUUGAAUUACAAACAUUAUGAUCUGAUUGUAUUAUAUUGUUAGAAUUGUUAAAAAUAUAAUAUCGCAUCUAACGUUGUAUAAAAGAGUUUAUAAGAAGAAGGAAAAAAGACGAACAGAAUGAACGAGUUUGAACAUUUAAAGGAGGAAGACUGUGGUGAGGAGGAAGAGAUAAAGGACAGUAAUGAGAGCGACGGUGGAUCAAUCAACAACAACAACAACAACAUCAGACGCAAGACGGUGACCCCCGGCGCAGGCGAGCAUCCGCUGCAGUAUAACUACACGUUCUGGUAUUCGCGCCGGACCCCCAGCAGACCUGCUAACACACAGAGCUACGAGCAGAACAUCAGACAGAUGGGCACGGUGGCGUCGGUGGAGCAGUUCUGGAAGCUCUACAGUCACCUGGUGCGACCCGGAGACCUGACGGGACACAGCGACUUCCACCUCUUCAAAGAGGGAAUCAAACCCAUGUGGGAGGACGAGGCCAAUAAGAACGGAGGGAAGUGGAUCAUCCGGCUGAGGAAGGGUCUGGCGUCUCGUUUCUGGGAGAACAUCAUCCUGGCCAUGCUGGGCGAGCAGUUCAUGGUGGGAGAGGAGAUCUGCGGGGUCGUGGUGUCCAUCCGCUUCCAGGAGGAUAUUCUGUCCAUCUGGAAUAAAACGGCUAACGAUCAGGUGACCACGUCACGGAUACGAGACACACUGCGGCGCGUGCUCAACCUGCCGCCGAAACACCAUCAUGGAGUACAAGACACACAACGACAGCCUCAAAGAUAACUCCAGCUUCAGGAACACCAAGAUCACUUUGUGAAGACCUGGAAAUAAUAUUCCUACGGACACUUUCCCUUUAACAGCACGAGCAGCGGGGGUGUGUGUGUGUGCGUGUGUGUGUGUGUGUGCGCGUGUGUGUGUGCGUGCGUGCGUGCGUGUGUGUGUGUGCGUGUGUGCGUGCGUGCGUGCGUGAGUGUGUGUGAGGACACUGUCCAGGAUUCCUCGAGUUUCAUUCGUCCUGGUUAUUCGUCAGUAACUCGUUACUUCAGAUUCAGAGUGUGUUUGUAAUGAGAACAUGAUUAAAGAGUUUCUCUGCACAGUUCAGUUCAGUUCCUGUUUAUUUCUUCAUUUCACAGCGAAGUCAGAAAUAAACUUUUCCAUUAAGAGGUCA